Molecule: messenger RNA, 7076 nt
Organism: Hipposideros armiger (great roundleaf bat)
Lineage: Eukaryota; Metazoa; Chordata; Mammalia; Chiroptera; Hipposideridae
Gene: PIK3C2B
Product: phosphatidylinositol-4-phosphate 3-kinase catalytic subunit type 2 beta
Exons: 33
Coding region: 531-5330 (1599 amino acids)
Biological process (GO): phosphatidylinositol 3-kinase/protein kinase B signal transduction; cell migration; phosphatidylinositol-mediated signaling
Cellular component (GO): plasma membrane; phosphatidylinositol 3-kinase complex; cytoplasm
Molecular function (GO): 1-phosphatidylinositol-3-kinase activity; 1-phosphatidylinositol-4-phosphate 3-kinase activity; phosphatidylinositol binding
Source: RefSeq, a predicted model, not a curated record
UUCUGAGCUGCUGGCCCGCCCCGCCUCCCGCUGGGGUUCCGCGCUGGGGCCGAGGCUGGGGCAGGCGCGCCGCGGCCGCGUGUCCUGUGCUGUCCUGUCCUGGGCGGGCGGGCAGGUCUGGCCGAAUCGCGUCGCUGUGCAGUGCGCCGGGUUCCCGGGAGAUGGCCUCUCGGUUGUCGCCCGCUGCUCCGGCUAUUGUCUCACGCGGGGUUGCCUGACUGCGGGCUGCGCACGCUCUCAACCGAGAGGACUUUUCUUUCCCCGGAGCUGGUCCCCGCGCCCCUUCCUGCCUCCCAGCUGCUCCGGAGCGCAGAGCCGGGAGAGGGCGCGGCGCGGAGGGGCGGGACGCAGCCGGCUGGCGAGGGGCCGGAGACGCAGGGAGCUGUGGGGCCAGUCGCCCCCGUCGCGGCCGGGUCUCGCAAGAGAGCCCGCGGGGAGCACAGGUGCCCAGACACCAUGCCACAACCCUGCAGACUUGACAUUGGCAGGAAGUAGAAGACGUCCUUGACUCCUUCGCCCCCAUCCUCACCAUGUCUUCGACUCAGGGCAAUGGGGAACACUGGAAGUCCCUGGAGUCCGUGGGCAUCAGCCGCAAGGAGUUGGCCAUGGCCGAGGCCCUGCAGAUGGAGUACGAUGCUCUCUCCCGGCUCCGGCACGACAAGGAGGAAAGCAGAACCAAACAGAACACAGACCCCUCUCUCAUCAACUGGGAUGAGCCCGUCCUGGACUUAUACAGCAAGCCGGCAGGAAGGCAGAAGGACCUCACGCUCUUACGCGGUCUCUCUGGCUCUGAUCCUACCCUCAAUUACAACUCGCUCUCCCCACAGGAAGGGCUGCCCAACCACUCUACCUCCCAGAGCUCCCAGCCUGGCCCGGAUCCCUGGCCCAAAGGCUCCCUGGCUAGAGACUAUCUCUACAUUUUUGAUGGUUCAGAUGGGGGUCUCUCUUUGUCCCCAGAACCGGGGGACAUAGAUGGCUCUUCUAAGAAACUGUCCCCACCUCCUUUGCCUCCCCGAGUCUCUAUCUGGGACACCCCUCCUCUGCCUCCUAGAAAGGGAUCCCCUUCACCCUCUAAGAUCUCCCAGCCCGAUGACAUUAACACUUUUUCGCUGGUUGAACAGCCUCCAGGCAAAUUGCUAGGGCAUCAGAUCCUAGAAGAAGAGGAACCGGGAGGUGGGGGUACGGGACGUGUACUGGGGUCUGUGGACUAUGAUGGUAUCAAUGAUGCAAUUACACGGCUCAACUUGAAGUCCACUUACGAUGCAGAGAUAUUGCGGGAUGCCACCAGGGGCUGGAAGGAGGGCCGGGGGCCCCUGGACCUUGGUAAGGAUACUCCUGGAAAACCUGUGGCCAGGAGCAAGACCAUGCCUCCUCAGGUACCCCCUCGCACCUAUACCUCCCGCUAUGCUAACCGAAAAAAUGGGACAGCUGGCAAGAACCACCGGAUUUCUGCUGCUUCGGUGGGCUCCCGGCCCCACACUGUCACCAAUGGCCACGAGUUGUUUGAGGUCUCAGAGGAGAGAGAUGAGGAAGUUGCUGCAUUCUGCCACAUGCUGGAUAUCCUUCGAUCUGGCUCUGAUAUCCAAGACUACUUCCUCACCGGAUAUGUCUGGAGUGCUGUCACCCCAAGCCCAGAGCACCUUGGGGAUGAGGUCAACCUAAAGGUGACAGUGUUGUGUGACAGUCUGCGGGAGCCACUCACUUUUACCUGCAACUGUUCCUCCACUGUGGACUUGCUCAUCUACCAGACCCUGUGCUACACCCAUGAUGAACUGAGAGAUGUGGACGUGGGGGACUUUGUGCUGAAGCCCUGUGGGCUGGAGGAGUUCCUGCAGAACAAGCACGCCUUGGGCAGCCAUGAGUACAUUCAAUAUUGCCGCAAGUUUGACAUUGACAUUCGGCUACAGCUGAUGGAGCAGAAAGCCGUACGCAGCGACCUGGCCCGGACGGUAAAUGAUGACCAGAGCCCCUCCACUUUGAACUACCUCGUCCAUCUGCAGGAGAGGCCAGUCAAACAGACUAUCAGCAGGCAGGCCCUGAGUCUUCUGUUCGACACUUACCACAAUGAGGUGGAUGCCUUCCUGCUGGCUGAUGGGGACUUCCCACUGAAAGCUGACAGGGUGGUCCAGUCCGUUAAGGCCAUCUGCAACGUCCUGGCUGCCGUGGAGACCCCUGAGAUCACCAAUGCUCUCAACCAGCUGCCCCCAUGCCCCUCCCGCGUGCAGCCUAAAAUUCAGAAGGACCCCACCGUCUUGGCUGUGAGGGAAAACCGAGAGAAGGUUGUGGAAGCCUUGACAGCUGCCAUCUUGGAACUGGUGGAGCUGUACUGCAGCACAUUCAAUGCAGACUUCCAGACAGCAGUGCAUGGGAGCCACAAGCAUGAUCUGGUCCAGGACGCUUGCCAUUUCACUGGGCCCCUGGCCUUCACUGUCUAUGCCACCCACCGCAUCCCCAUCACCUGGGCUGCAAGCUAUGAAGACUUCUACCUCUCCUGCUCCCUCAGUCACGGUGGCAAGGAGCUGUGCAGCCCCCUGCAGACCCGAAGGGCUCACUUUUCCAAGUACCUCUUCCACCUCAUCAUCUGGGACCAGCGGAUCUGCUUCCCAGUGCAGGUGAACCGGCUGCCUCGGGAGACGCUGCUGUGUGCCACUCUCUAUGCUCUGCCCAUCCCCCUGCCCGGGAGCUCCUCAGAGGCCAAUAAGCAGCGACGGGUGCCUGAAGCCCUGGGCUGGGUCACUACCCCGCUCUUCAACUUCAGGCAAGUCCUGACCUGUGGCCGGAAGCUUCUGGGCUUAUGGCCAGCAACACAGGAAAACCCCAGUGCCCGCUGGAGUGCACCUAAUUUCCACCAGCCGGACAGUGUCAUCCUGCAGAUUGACUUCCCCACCUCCGCCUUCGACAUCAAAUACACCAGUCCCGCUGGAGACAAGUUUAGCCCCUGCUAUGAGUUUGGCAGCCUCCGGGAGGAAGACCAACGCGUGCUUAAAAACAUCAUGCAGAAGGAGUCCCUGUACUGGCUCACUGAUGCUGACAAGAAGCGCUUGUGGGAGAAGCGAUAUUACUGCCACUCAGAGGUGAGCUCGCUUCCUUUGGUGCUCGCCAGCGCCCCCAGCUGGGAGUGGGCUUGCCUGCCCGACAUCUAUGCUCUCCUGAAGCAGUGGACCCACAUGAACCACCAGGAUGCCUUGGGGCUCCUGCAUGCCACCUUCCCGGACCAGGAGGUGCGGCGGAUGGCUGUGCAGUGGAUCGGCUCGCUGUCAGAUGCCGAGCUGCUUGACUACCUGCCCCAGCUCGUGCAGGCCCUAAAGUAUGAGUGCUACCUGGACAGCCCCUUGGUGCGCUUCCUCCUGAAACGAGCGGUCUCUGACCUGAGAGUGACUCACUACUUCUUCUGGUUGCUGAAGGAUGGCCUCAAGGACUCGCAGUUCAGCAUUCGUUACCAGUAUCUGCUGGCGGCCUUGUUGUGUUGCUGUGGCAAGGGGCUGAGAGAGGAGUUUAACCGCCAGUGCUGCCUGGUCAACACCCUGGCCAAGAUGGCACAGCAGGUCCGGGAGGCCGCUCCGUCUGCACGGCAGGGAAUCCUCCGCACAGGCCUGGAGGAGGUGAAGCAGUUCUUUGCCCUCAAUGGCUCCUGCCGCCUGCCGCUCAGCCCCAGUCUGCUGGUUAAGGGCAUUGUGCCCAGGGACUGUUCCUACUUCAACUCCAAUGCAGUCCCCCUCAAGCUCUCCUUCCAGAAUGUGGAUCCACUGGGUGAGAGCAUCCGAGUCAUCUUCAAGUGUGGAGAUGACCUUCGCCAGGACAUGCUCACCCUGCAGAUGAUUCGCAUCAUGAGUAAGAUCUGGGUCCAGGAGGGGCUGGACAUGCGCAUGGUGAUUUUCCGCUGCUUCUCCACUGGCAGGGGGAGAGGGAUGGUGGAGAUGAUCCCCAACGCCGAGACGCUGCGCAAGAUCCAGGUGGAGCACGGCGUGACCGGUUCCUUCAAGGACCGGCCCCUGGCUGACUGGCUGCAGAAACACAACCCUGGGGAGGAUGAGUACGAGAAGGCUGUGGAGAACUUCAUAUAUUCCUGUGCUGGCUGCUGCGUGGCCACUUAUGUCUUAGGCAUCUGCGACCGACACAACGACAACAUCAUGCUGAAGACAACCGGCCACAUGUUCCACAUAGAUUUUGGCCGCUUCCUGGGCCACGCCCAGAUGUUUGGCAAUAUCAAGCGGGACCGUGCCCCCUUUGUCUUCACCUCGGACAUGGCGUAUGUCAUCAACGGGGGUGACAAGCCUUCCAGCCGCUUCCAUGAUUUUGUUGACCUUUGCUGCCAAGCCUACAACCUCAUUCGCAAGCACACCCACCUCUUCCUCAACCUUCUGGGCCUGAUGUUGUCCUGUGGGAUCCCUGAGCUCUCAGACCUGGAAGACCUCAAGUAUGUGUAUGAUGCCCUGAGGCCUCAGGACACAGAGGCCAAUGCCACUACCUACUUUACUAGGUUGAUUGAGUCCAGCCUGGGCAGUGUAGCCACAAAGCUCAAUUUUUUCAUCCAUAACCUGGCUCAGAUGAAGUUCACGGGCUCAGAUGACCGGUUGACCCUGUCCUUUGCCCCCCGCACAUACACUCUCCAGCGCUCUGGCCGCCUUAGUGAUGUCUUUGUCUGCCGCCAGGAGAAGGUUUUCCAUCCCAACAAGGCCUACAUUUAUGUGGUAAAGGUGAUGCGAGAGAAUGCACACGAGGCCACUUAUAUCCAGCGGACGUUUGAGGAAUUCCAGGAGCUGCACAAUAAGCUGCGACUGCUCUUCCCUUCUUCCCUCUUGCCCAGGGGGGACGGCGUGUUCUGUGAUUUGGUGUAUACCUUCUUCCACCCUCUGCCCCGGGAUGAGAAAGCUGCAGGCACCAGCCCAGCCCCCAAGUCUUCAGACGGCACAUGGGCCCGGCCUGUUGGGAAGGUGGGAGGGGAGGUGAAGCUGUCCAUCUCCUACAAAAACAAUAAACUCUUCAUCAUGGUGAUGCAUAUUCGGGGCUUGCAACUGCUCCAGGACGGAAAUGACCCCGACCCCUAUGUGAAAAUUUACCUCCUUCCUGACCCUCAGAAAACCACUAAAAAGAAAACCAAAGUGGCCCGGAAAACCUGCAACCCAACCUACAAUGAGAUGCUGGUGUAUGAUGGGAUCCCCAAGGGUGACCUGCAGCAGCGGGAGCUACAGCUCAGUGUGCUGAGUGAGCAAGGAUUCUGGGAGAACGUUCUCCUUGGGGAGGUGCACAUCCGCCUGCGAGAGCUGGACCUGGCCCAGGAGAAGACCGGCUGGUUCGCACUGGGAUCUCGAAGUCAUGAGACCUCGUGAGCCCAGCAGAGCCCUGGCCCAGGACCCCAGGCUGGUGAUGGAGCUAGGGGAGAGGACUCUCCCUGCUUGACUUGUCCUUUACUUGUGAAAGGGCAGGGCCCUUGGCGGGCCUUCCGCUGUUCAGGUGGAUUGGGCCUCCAUGAUAGGAGGCAGGGAGAAUAAGAGGCUCUCUGUCAUCCCCCGCUCUGCAGACUGGAUUUGGGUAGGUUGUGAUGAGCAGCCCCUUGGAGGCUGUGAGGUUGCAGCAAAGUUUUAAGUUUACCUUGUGUCAAGGGAGCAAUGCCUGGUUUGGGGUGUGUGGGGUGGGCUGUAUGAAGUAGCAUUUUGGGGCAAGGUGGGUGGAUGUCUUUAUUUUUAUUUUUAAAAAAUGAAAUAGUAAUGUUGUCCUAACUGGACAGGAAGCCUUGUGAGAAGGGACUUGCAUAUGCCUCAGAAGGCAAAAGAGGAGGACUAUUUGGACUUUUUGUAUGAUUAAGGUUCUUAUUGGACUUUUCCCUAGGUGUGUGUUUGUUUUUUGUUUUCGUUUUUCUCUCUAUAGGAAUUUAUUUGGGGAGGGGCCCAGUGGGUCCUCGGUUAGAGCUCCUCCUCCUCAGGGGCAGGUCAGGGACGGAGGGGGAGAGCUGUGUGUGCUGAACUGAGGCCUGUGCUGCCAGGCCUUUCUGAUUUUGCCUCCAAAGGAGAGCGACGUGAUACCUAUGUGUGUAAGGAAGGGCCUUCUGUAUGGGGUUCUGCCAAAGGACCUGUAUUCAGGGACCCGUCCGUGCUCUUUCCGGGGAAGUUUUUCCUUUCAUCUUCCCCUACUUUGCUAGGACUCGCCCUGAAUACUGUCUUCUACCCCUCCAUUCUCUCGCCCUUCUGGGGGCCAUUUGGUCCCUGUGAAUACGCUGGGGGUGCACCCCCCCAUAGGUCUCUCCCUUCCUGUUUUGUCUGGUGGGAUAAAAUGCUGCCUUGGCCCUUCGAUUUCAUUUCACCCAAGGGCACCUGGGCCCUGGGAAGGGACCUCUAGGCUGCAGAUGCCCUUGUGGCCACCUGCUGCGUAGUCCUGGGACGCUUUUCACAAUACCCGCCACUCCUGAUGUGCUGCUUGUCUCCCAAACUCCAUUUCUGUCACAUUUUUUAUAAGAAUUUCCCUCAUCCGAUGGGGCCAUAAACCUAUUUAGCCUGGAACCAAAGGGAUGCCCUAACUGCAGGAAAGGGAUGUGGGGUCCUGUCAAAACUGUCAUUUUUCCAGGGGUUUUCUUUGGACUUGAGGAGGCUGGAUUGGAGCAGUGAUUGAUUCCCCUGGAGCUGAGCUGGGAGGGAGAGAUUGGGUCUCUCAUCUCUUAAUACUCAUCAUUCUGUGAAUUGGAAAUUCACUCUUGUGCUUUACUCCCAAAGGUUGUCUUCCUUGAAAAAAGGGAGAGACUUGGAGUUUGAUAUUAACAUUUUAAACCAGAAUUGGCUGGAUGUGCCCCAUGAUUGGGUAACAGUUAAUUGGGGGUACUCUGUGAACUGUCCCUCCUCAGCUUCCUCCCCAGCUCCAAGGAUCAGAAAUGCCUCCUUUUGCUGACUCAUUCCAGAGCUGGAGAAAGAACCUCCAUUCAUUGAAGCCACAGGGCAGCAAGGAAGUUGAAACUUUUCUUUUAAAUUAAAAAUGCCAAGGAUAUAGCUGGCUGCUGUGGGGAGGGGAAGGGCGUGGGGCACGGCGGUGGACUUCUCCAGAUGAAUGGACCAUAGAUGCAUUACUGGCUUUUUGCCGGUAGCUCA